CCUGCAGGGAGGUUGCACGAAAUUGCACACCAUACGUUGCAAUUUGCAACCACCACCACAUCCAACCAAACAAGCGAAGACAACCCCCAUGAUGCUGCCUGAUGUGUCGAAUUGGAGCGACGAUGGCCUGGAAGGGGUGGUCAAGUCCAUCUUCAUGCCCGGCGUGAACAGCGGGGUGAUCCGCUUCCUCAGCAUCACGUUCAUUGCACUGUUUCUGAACAAUGUGGGCUUGCUCAUCUUCUUUGGACCAAACCCACACGUCAUCGUGCUUCUCCUCCUCACCAUUGGCCUCGCCGCCGCAAUGGCAUGGUUUGUCAAGGAGUUGCAAAAGGCAACGCGGGAACAGGAAGCCAAGAAAGAAACAGAAGGCAAGGAGGGCAGCAAAGAAGACAGCGGCAGCACUGACACCAAGCAGACGAAUGCUGGAAAGAAGGACACCAAACACCGUCAAGCAACCAAGGCCAAGGAAUCGGCAAAGGACAAGUGACGGCCGCUCACGCACGCGUUAAUGUGUUUGUGUGUGUGUGUGUGCGAAUGUGUUGACACUCUUGCCCUUGACUGCAGUCUUCUGUGCUGCAGGCUUCCUCUCCUCUUCCCUUCCUCCUCUUGUUUCCACUAGGAUAGACCUUUCUUGUUCUGUCGUGCAUGUAGCUGCUGCUGUAGUUGCUGCUGUAGCUGCUUGCUUUAUUAGAGAGCAGCGUCUGUGCGCUUACUCAACAACCAUACACACACGCGCACGAAACACAGCCACGCAAAC
Messenger RNA from Salpingoeca rosetta, 757 nucleotides. RefSeq lists its product as uncharacterized. The transcript has 2 exons. Gene Ontology annotation, biological process: vacuolar proton-transporting V-type ATPase complex assembly. The record is from RefSeq and is a predicted model, not a curated record. NCBI's taxonomy places the organism in Eukaryota, Choanoflagellata, Craspedida, Salpingoecidae. The coding region runs from base 89 to 487 and encodes 132 amino acids. Gene Ontology annotation, cellular component: endoplasmic reticulum membrane.